Messenger RNA from Caenorhabditis auriculariae, 1111 nucleotides. The record is from the annotation of a GenBank genome assembly. Lineage: Eukaryota; Metazoa; Nematoda; Chromadorea; Rhabditida; Rhabditidae.
AUGACACCCGUGUGCACCUGGUUCAACGUCACACCUCAAGACGUUACCGUAACUAUUCAAAAUGAUGGAAGCACCGUCUGGUUGAAAAUUUACAACUUGACAACAUGUCCUGAAACCGUUCAAGGCCUCAACAUGGUUUCAGUGACUUGGAAAACAAGAGAAAAUUUUAAAACUCAGACUUGGUCGAGAGAUUAUUGCCCAAGUACGACGUGUGAUACCUAUGGACCGGUAUUACAAUGGAUGAUUUUCGUCAAUGGGAACACUUACAGGUUGGAUUACAUUGGUCUUUCGAAAAACGGAUUUUCUUUGUCACCCUUAUAGGAGAUAUAGUCUGUGUGCCACGACUUGAAAUUUCACCGAACGACGUUCCGCUGCAUACGGUCGCGAAGCGUCUUUGCCUUUGCGGAUCUAGGUCACCCUUCCAGACUAUUUUUAUUGCUGAUAGAUGGAUUGUUCCACUGCGAGUAUUGGAAUGAAAAAAAAAAAUUGAAAGCGCGACCGAGAUUCGCAAAGGCGCCCGGCGGAACAACGGAAUGUUGUUCGGUGAAAUUUCAAGUCGUGGUACACAGACUAUAAUGACAUGGAAAGUACACUAUGCGUUAGGUAAUUUUUUUGAUAGUGGCCAUAAUAUUCUUUAUUUACCAGAUGAAUAUCCUGAAACUCCUGCACAGCUUUCACCCUUUCUAAACCCGAAAAACCCGUUAAAAAGCUAUUUAUCCAACUUUGAGCCCUCCUUUCUCCCUCACUAGAAAUUAUUGUAGGUUGAGACUUUUUUGACAAUAACUUGGUACAUCCAGUGAAAAUUCUGAUCAAUUUCUAGGAAUUUCCUAAGCAGAAAUCGAAGUGACGUUCCUGGUCAGGAAAGGUAGACGGCCAUUAGAAAUGGUCUGCCUUGGGAGGUUCUUUUUGAUGAAGACUUUGAAAAAACAAAACCGGAAAAUUUUUUCAAAGACAACCUAUAUUUAGCACAAUCACGCAAAGAUACUCGAACUCAACGUGUUCGGCCGAAUGCGAAACUCCGAAUGAUCAUUGCCCCGGGGCAUUGGGAACCCUUUUGGAUGGAACGGAGGAUGACGAGUAUUAUUGUAUCAAGCCGCCUGGUUUCGGCUGA